This is a messenger RNA of Trachymyrmex septentrionalis, 4053 nucleotides long. RefSeq names its product putative pre-mRNA-splicing factor ATP-dependent RNA helicase DHX16 (gene l(2)37Cb). The record is from RefSeq and is a predicted model, not a curated record. NCBI's taxonomy places the organism in Eukaryota, Metazoa, Arthropoda, Insecta, Hymenoptera, Formicidae. Gene Ontology annotation, cellular component: intracellular anatomical structure; catalytic step 2 spliceosome. The coding region runs from base 1 to 2673 and encodes 890 amino acids. Gene Ontology annotation, molecular function: ATP binding; RNA binding. The transcript is spliced from 14 exons.
AUGCUUUCCAAAAUGAGCAAAUACAGACGGGAAGAAUCCUCGAGUGAGGAUACAGACAGUGAAGAAGAACGUCGCAAGAAGGAUAUCAAGGAAAGAGAUAGCUUUGCCAGUCGUCUCAGAGCCAAAGAUGAAAGUAAAAGACGUAAUGUUGCUACGCUCCCUGGAUCCGGCGCUGCUGAAGCAGCAAAGAGACUUAAAAUUAUAGAGACUGAUACGAGAGAUAAACUAAUACCAAAAUUGAGAAUCGAGUCUCGUAGGAAAUACCUGGAGAAACGUAAAGAGGACAAAGUUGCAGAACUAGAAGCUGAUAUUAUUGAUGACGAAUAUCUAUUUGAUGAAAACAUUUUAACAGAAAAAGAAAAACAUGAAAGAGCUCAUAAGAAACAGUUGUUGCACUUGGCAAAGGAGCAUGAGAAGGCAAGGGAACUUGAGCGUAUGCAACGUUAUCAUAUGCCUCUUGAAAAGGGUAAAACGGAGCCAGAACCUGAUACAAUGGAAAAGGAACCACCGCAAUCUGAACAAAGUAAAUGGGAAUCAGAUCAGAUGUCAUCAGCUGUUUUUCGUUUUGGCGCUAAAGAUAGGAAAGCUCAACAAGAAUAUAAUCUUCUCAUGGAGGAUGAGAUGAUAGAGUUUGUUCAAGUGCUCCAUAUGCCUGGAUACAAGAACAAGAAACGGGAAGAAAGUCCACCCGCGCAUGUUAAAAGUUUACAAACGAUACAGGAGACAAAGAAAAGUUUGCCUAUUUAUCCUUUCAGAAAGGAUUUAAUACAUGCUAUCAAAGAUCAUCAGGUUUUAAUAAUAGAAGGUGAAACAGGAUCAGGUAAGACAACACAGAUUCCACAAUAUUUAUAUGAAUCUGGAUUUGCGGACGACGGUAAGAUUAUUGGAUGCACUCAGCCACGUCGAGUAGCUGCUAUGUCAGUGGCUGCGAGAGUAGCUCAUGAAAUGGCCGUUAAGUUGGGUAAUGAAGUUGGCUAUGCUAUUCGUUUUGAAGAUUGCACAUCGCAACGUACUCGUAUCAAAUAUAUGACUGAUGGUACAUUACACCGAGAGUUCCUCAGUGAACCCGAUUUAGCGUCGUACAGUGUAAUGAUAAUCGAUGAAGCACACGAACGUACUUUACACACUGACAUUUUAUUUGGGCUGGUGAAAGAUAUCGCGAGGUUUCGUCCUAAUUUGAAGCUGCUGGUAUCAUCGGCUACGUUGGAUGCCACAAAAUUCAGUGAAUUUUUUGACGAUGCUCCUAUAUUUAGAAUACCUGGACGUCGUUUUCCUGUCGACAUUUAUUAUACAAAAGCCCCGGAAUCAGAUUAUAUUGAAGCGUGUGUAGUUUCGAUUAUUCAGAUUCACGUAACGCAACCAUCGGGUGAUAUAUUGGUAUUUCUGACCGGGCAGGAGGAAAUUGAAACAUGUCAGGAAAUGUUACAAGAGAGAGUGAGAAGACUAGGAAGCAAAUUGGCAGAACUUUUAAUUUUACCUGUUUAUGCGAAUCUACCAAGCGAUAUGCAGAUAAAAAUAUUUCAACCAACUCCACCUGGCGCGAGGAAGGUUGUACUGGCGACUAAUAUAGCGGAAACUUCAUUAACUAUAGACAACAUAGUAUACGUGAUAGAUCCUGGUUAUGCGAAGCAGAACAAUUUUAAUCCACGCACCGGCAUGGAGAGUUUAAUAGUCGUGCCGAUCAGCAAAGCGUCCGCGAAUCAGAGAGCAGGACGCGCCGGAAGAGUAGCACCUGGAAAGUGCUUUCGUUUGUAUACAGCUUGGGCUUAUCAGCAUGAGCUUGAAGAUAACACCGUGCCUGAAAUACAACGGAUUAAUUUGGGUAAUGCAGUGCUUACUUUGAAAGCUCUCGGGAUAGAUGAUUUGAUGCAUUUCGAUUUCUUGGAUCCACCACCGCCCGAAACGCUGAUUUUGGCGAUGGAACAGUUGUACGCACUAGGUGCGCUGAAUCAUCGUGGAGAGCUAACAAAACUUGGACGUAGAAUGGCUGAGUUUCCACUGGAUCCAAUGAUGGCGAAGAUGCUGUUAGCUAGUGAGAAGUAUCGCUGUUCGGAAGAGGUGGCUACCAUCGCGGCCAUGCUUUCGGUGAAUGGCGCUAUCUUUUAUAGACCGAAGGAUAAAAUUAUACAUGCGGAUGCUGCACGCAAGAAUUUCCACGUACCUGGCGGUGAUCAUCUGACUCUCCUUAAUGUGUACAAUCAAUGGGCACAGAGCGAUUUUAGUACACAUUGGUGUUACGAAAAUUUCAUACAGCACAGAUCCAUGAAACGGGCAAGAGAUGUUAGAGAACAGCUAGUAGGUUUGAUGCAGCGUGUCGAGAUGGAAUUGGUCUCGGGAAUUACAGAAACAAUCAAUAUUAGAAAGGCUAUUACAGCUGGUUAUUUCUAUCACGUGGCACGUUUAUCGAAGGGAGGUUGUUACAAAACUGCAAAGCAUAAUCAACAAGUUGCGAUACAUCCAAAUAGUUCCCUAUUCCAAGAUCUUCCGCGUUGGCUUCUUUAUCACGAACUUGUCUUAACUACCAAAGAAUUUAUGCGUCAGGUGACAGAAAUUGAAAGCAAAUGGUUGCUCGAAGUGGCACCCCAUUAUUAUAAGCCUAAAGAAGUAGAAGAUUCAACGAACAAAAAGAUGCCGAAAGUUGCAGGCAGAUCACGACCAGAUGGAACGAAUUAAAAUGAAACUUCUUUUAUCUUCUGGAAGACAUAAAUGCAACGAAAAUGUUAAGCCUAACACAUUGAUUAAUAAUUUCUUCAUACAUAUGUCACUGACUAAUCAAGGAGUUGAAAAAAAUACGUCACGAGUUACAGUCGGUGAUGGAAAAAAUCGAAUAAGUGGAUAAUGGAAAUAAUGGAAUGAAAAAUAUGUGAAGAAACAAAAUUACUUCUGCGACAAUUCAUGUAAAUAGAACCAUAGAAAUCUUCAAUUUAAAAUAUCGAUAUCGCUGAUGUUGCAAACACGAAAAGCAAGUUCAGGCAAGUUUCUCCAAACUUUUCCGUGAUUUAUUUCAUUUUAUGAUUGCAAAGACAAAUACACAUGAAGCAUUGUUGUAAAUACAUGUCUCGUCCGCGCUCUUUUCUUAUCUUUCAUCCUUUUCUAUUGCUUUUCUUCCUUUUUUCCUCUCUUUUCUCUCGAUGCUUCUAUAAGAUUUCAACAAUACCUGGCAUUUAUAUCAACAAAUUUUCAUCUGGAUGAUUACGUGGUCUUAUAGACUUAAUUCGCUGGAUAAUAUUUAUCUUGCCGACUACCAUCCGUUUCAUCUCGUUGCUUCUCCGCGCUCGGCUCUCGUCUAAAACGCGCUCGUAAUUUCAUUAAUGUUUUCCCAUAUCUCUUACACGAGGCAAUAUUUGCAGGAACGCAAACGAUCGUUGAUACGAUUGUUUGUCGAUUUACAAGCAUUACGUGAUUACGUCAUUAUCUAUCCGAUAUCUCGUUAUCCACUGAACAUUUUGCUGCGUAUAUCGUCGAAGCUAUUUCGCAUUUCACAAAUGCAAAUUGCUUCUGAUCAAUUUUGUUAUGACACUUUGACAGAACGUUAUUAAUGAGUGUUAACCACAUCAAACAUUGUUCGGUGUACCGAGCGACGCUAUCAAUGCUUUAACGUUAUUAGGACUUGUUGUCCUUUGACUGAUAUUUAGAUCUGCAAAAUUCAACUUUUGUCAGGCAAAAAUGUAGGUACUCUUUUAUAUCUUUCGCGAUAAAUUUAAUUCUUGCAAUAAGAAUAUUCGUAACAUAAAUUUUUUCUUGUUUCCUGAGCUACCGCGAUGCCGAUGAUUUUUCAACUUCCUUGGAAAUUGCUGAUGAAAAUGUUCGGCAGACAACGUCUCACUUUUUUGCUUGGAGACUUACAUAAAAAAUAAAUGUGAAGAAAAUGUUAUAUUUUAUUAGUCAUGUCGUGUGAGUAAAACGACAACCAGUGAUAUAAUUAGAUAGCGCAAGCGUAUCUGAUAUUGCCGUCAUUUCAGCAACAAUUGUCGUCAGAAAUGAAAAAAAUUUAUCCACUUUCAAUUUAAGCAGUUUAAAUUGAUACAAAAAGUAAUAUUUAUUAGUUAGUAA